This is a messenger RNA of Chelonoidis abingdonii (Abingdon island giant tortoise), 24778 nucleotides long. The record is from RefSeq and is a predicted model, not a curated record. NCBI's taxonomy places the organism in Eukaryota, Metazoa, Chordata, Testudines, Testudinidae.
CUGCCUCGAUAAGAAGCCUGCCCGGCGUUCCUCUCCCGGCUGCUCCGCGCUCCGGGCUCAGCCCCGCACACACGCACUGGAACCAUGAUCGCCGCCGCGUUCCUGGUUUUGCUGCGACCCUACAGCAUCCAAUGUGCCCUCUUCUUGCUCCUGCUCCUGCUGGGGACCAUUGCUACGAUUUUAUUCUUCUGCUGCUGGCACCGCAAGCUCCAGAAAGGGAGGCAUCCUAUCAAAUCCGUCCUUUCAGGGCGCUCAAGGAGCCGAGAUGCUGUAAUGAGAACUCAUCACUGUCGCUCCGAGGGUUUUAGACCAAGUCCUCGUCAUGCUAGAAGACGUGUAGCACCUCGUCUUGAAGAAACACAGCCUCUAGCGGAAGUACAUCUCUUGAGUGAACAAGAAACUUCCAUAAGGAAAAGAAAAAUCAAGAAAAACAGCAGAGUUCAGCCAGAAUUUUACCAUUCUGUUCAAGUCACACCAACUCGAAAACCUAGCUCUGGAAACGCCUCCUACCGAUGCUCCAUGUCUUCCUCUGCGGAUUUCUCCGAUGAAGAUGAUUUCAGCCAGAAAUCUGGCUCCGUGUCUCCGGCACCGGGGGACACACUGCCCUGGAACCUGCCGAAACAUGAGCGAUCCAAGCGGAAAAUUCAAGGCGGCUCCGUACUGGACCCAGCCGAGAGAGCGGUGCUUAGGAUAGCCGAUGAGCGGGACAAAGUACAAAAGAAAACCUUCACAAAAUGGAUAAAUCAGCACCUCAUGAAGGUUCGCAAGCAUGUGAAUGAUCUGUAUGAAGAUCUGAGGGAUGGACAUAACUUGAUCUCUCUUUUAGAAGUCCUUUCUGGGGAUACCCUGCCAAGAGAGCGAGAUUUUUUGAAGACCUUACGGUUGGUGAGUUCAACAGAAGCAUGCGCGUAUGAACAGCAUGAGGAUGUGGAGGAUGAGGAUAAGGGGCCCCGAGAGAAAGGUCGUAUGCGUUUUCACAGACUCCAGAAUGUACAAAUUGCACUUGACUAUUUGAAAAAACGCCAGGUGAAACUGGUAAAUAUUAGAAAUGAUGACAUAACAGAUGGAAAUCCCAAGUUGACUUUGGGGUUAAUAUGGACCAUAAUUUUGCACUUUCAGAUAUCUGACAUCCAUGUUACUGGACAGUCAGAGGAUAUGUCUGCUAAAGAGAGGCUGCUCCUGUGGACACAGCAGACAACUGAGGGUUAUGCUGGAAUUCGUUGUGAAAAUUUCACUACCUGCUGGCGAGAUGGAAAAUUAUUUAAUGCCAUCAUUCAUAAAUACAGGCCGGACCUGAUAGACAUGAAUACCGUUGCUGUUCAAAGCAACCUUGCAAAUUUAGAACGUGCUUUUUAUGUAGCAGAAAAACUAGGUGUCACCAGACUUCUGGAUCCGGAAGAUGUUGAUGUCUCCUCCCCUGAUGAGAAGUCAGUAAUAACUUAUGUGUCAUCACUUUAUGAUGCAUUUCCCAAAGUACUGGAAGGUGGUGAAGGCAUCAGUGCAAAUGAUGUUGAAGUCAAGUGGGUUGAAUACCAGAAUAUGGUGAACUACCUCAUCCAGUGGAUCAGGCACCAUAUCACAAUAAUGUCUGACAGAACAUUUCCGAACAAUCCUGUCGAACUGAAGGCACUUUAUAAUCAAUACUUACAGUUUAAGGAAACAGAAAUUCCACCAAAGGAGAUAGAUAAAUCAAAAAUUAAAUGUCUUUAUAAACUGCUGGAGGUCUGGAUAGAAUUUGGACGCAUCAAACUCCCUCAAGGCUACCAUCCAAAUGAUAUAGAAAAAGAGUGGGGAAAACUUAUUAUUGCCAUGCUGGAAAGGGAGAAAACCCUUCGACCUGAAGUAGAGCGGUUGGAGAUGUUGCAGCAAAUUGCAAACAGAGUUCAGCGGGACAUCCUGGGCUGUGAAGACAAACUGAUACUUGCUCGGAAUGCUCUGCAGUCUGAUUCCAAGCGAUUAGAAUCAGGGCUACAGUUCCAGAAUGAAGCAGAGAUAGCUGGAUAUAUACUUGAAUGUGAGAAUCUUCUGCACCAACAUGUAAUUGAUGCCCAAAUUCUUAUUGAUGGAAAAUAUUAUCAGGCAGAUCAACUAGUACAGAGGGUUGCUAAACUUCGAGAUGAUCUUCUGGCCUUAAGGACUGAAUGUUCUUCAAUAUUCAGCAAGGGGCACACACUGACAACAGAACAGACAAAGUUGAUGAUUUCAGGAAUAACACAAAGCUUAAACUCAGGAUUUGCACCAAACUUAAACCCUGAUUUAAACUCUGGAAUGACCCAGAGUUUAACUCCUACUUUGACUUCUUCCAGUCUGACAUCAGGCCUCUCAUCAGGUCUUACUUCAAGACUGACUCCGGCAAUCACACCAGCUUAUACACCUGGCUUUCCACCACGGGUAAUUCAAACCUAUGUAACAGGAGUUGACACCAAUGCACUGCAAACGCUAAAGCUGAUGCAAAUCCAAAAGCCCCUCAUGAAAUCAGCUUUUGUUGAUCAAAAUUUAACAGAAGAAGAAGUCAACAUGAAAUUUGUCCAGGACCUCUUGAACUGGGUAGACGAAAUGCAGGUGCAACUUGAUCGAACAGAAUGGGGCUCAGAUCUGCCAAGCGUUGAAAGCCAUUUAGAAAAUCAUAAAAAUGUCCAUAGAGCUAUAGAAGAUUUUGAAUCAAGCCUUAAAGAAGCUAAAAUCAGUGAGAUCCAAAUGACUGCCCCUCUUAAACUCAGUUAUGCAGAAAAAUUGCACAAACUGGAGAGUCAGUAUGCAAAACUCUUGAAUACAUCAAGAAAUCAAGAAAGGCACCUUGAUACCCUGCACAAUUUUGUGUCCCGUGCCACUGGAGAACUUAUAUGGCUGAAUGAAAAAGAAGAAGAGGAGGUCGCAUAUGACUGGAGUGAAAGAAACUCCAAUAUAUCAAGAAAAAAGGAGUACCAUGCAGAUUUAAUGAGAGAACUUGAUCAAAAAGAAGAAGUUAUUAAAUCAGUUCAGGAAAUAGCAGAGCAGCUACUCCUGGAAAAUCACCCUGCAAGGCUAACUAUUGAGGCCUAUAGAGCUGCAAUGCAGACACAGUGGAGCUGGAUUUUACAGCUCUGUCACUGUGUUGAACAACACUUGAGAGAAAAUGCUGCUUAUUUUGAGUUUUUCAAUGAUGCCAAAGAAGCCAUGGACUAUUUAAAGAAUUUAAAAGAUGCCAUACAGCGAAAGUACAGUUGUGAUAGGUCCAGCAGCCUUCAUAAACUGGAAGAUCUUGUUCAGGAAUCCAUGGAAGAAAAAGAACAACUCUUGCAGUACAAGAGCACAGUAGCUGGCCUUGUGGGGAAGGCAAAGGCAAUAAUUCAGCUGAAGCCAAGGAAUCCUGAUAGUCCACUCAAAACAUCCAUCCCAAUUAAAGCCAUCUGUGACUACAGACAAAUUGAGAUAACCAUUUACAAAGAUGAUGAAUGCAUAUUAGCGAGCAACUCCCAUCGUGCCAAAUGGAAAGUCAUUAGUCCAAGUGGUAACGAGGCCAUGGUUCCAUCUGUGUGCUUUACAGUUCCUCCACCAAACAAAGAAGCAAUAGACACUGCAAACAGAAUUGAACAGCAUUUUCAGAAUGUACUGGCCCUUUGGCAUGAAUCACAUAUAAACAUGAAGAGCGUGGUUUCCUGGCACUACUUGACAAAUGAAAUUGAAACUGUUCGAGCUGGUAAUGUUGCUUCGAUAAAGACAAUGUUGCCAGGGGAACAUCAGCAGGUUUUAAGCAAUUUACAGUCCCGCUUUGAUGACUUUCUGGAAGACAGCCAGGACUCCAAAAUCUUUUCAGGCUCAGAUAUAGCACAUCUGGAAAGGGAAGUUAAUGUCUGCAAGCAGUACUAUCAGGAGCUUCUUAAAUCUGCAGAAAGAGAAGAGCAGGAGGAAUCCAUUUACAAUCUGUAUAUCUCAGAAGUCAGAAACAUCAGACUUCGCUUAGAGAACUGUGAAGACUGUUUGAUCCGACAGAUUCGGACUCCACUGGAGAGGGAUGACCUACAUGAAAGUGUGUUUAGGAUCACGGAACAAGAGAAGCUAAAGAAAGAGCUGGAUCGACUCAAGGAUGAUUUGGGAAUGAUUACAGAUAAAUGCGAAGAGUUUUUCAGUCAAGCUGCUGGUUCACCUUCCGUCCCCACCCUCCGUUCUGAACUCAAUGUCAUCAUUCAGAAUAUGAAUCAAGUUUACUCUAUGUCUUCCAUUUACAUAGAAAAGUUAAAAACUGUUAAUUUGGUGCUGAAAAACACUCAAGGAGCAGAAGCGCUAGUAAAGCUUUAUGAGACUAAACUGUGUGAAGAAGAAGCAGUCACUGCUGACAAGAAUAAUAUUGAGAACCUUAUUGGUACAUUAAAGCAAUGGAGGUCUGAAGUGGAUGAGAAAAGAGAGGUAUUCCAUGCCUUAGAAGAUGAACUGCAGAAAGCCAAGGCGAUCAGCGAUCAAAUGUUUAAAAUGCAUAAGGAACGAGAUCUUGACUUUGACUGGCAUAAAGAGAAAGCUGAUCAGCUGUCUGAGAGAUGGCAAAAUGUUCAUUCUCAGAUUGAAAACCGGUUGCGUGACUUAGAGGGUAUCAGUAAAUCUCUGAAAUACUACAAAGAUACUUACCAUACACUGGAUACCUGGAUUCAGAAAGUGGAAGAUACUCAGCGAAAAAUUCAAGAAAACCAACCAGAAAACAGCAAAGCUUUGGCUAAACAGCUGAACCAGCAAAAGAUGCUGGUUUCUGAAAUUGAAAUGAAACAAAAUAAAAUAGAUGAAUGCCAGAAAUAUUCAGAGCAAUACUCAGCUUCAGUAAAGGAUUAUGAACUGCAGACAAUGACAUACAGGGCUAUGGUUGACUCACAACAAAAAUCCCCAGUGAAACGCCGGAGAAUGCAGAGCUCAUCUGACUUCAUUAUACAAGAGUUCAUGGAUUUACGAACACGCUAUACUGCUUUGGUGACCCUGAUGACCCAGUAUAUUAAAUUUGCUGGUGACUCUUUGAAAAGACUAGAAGAAGAGGAGAAGUCAAUGGAAGAGGAAAAGAAAGAGCAUGUUGAGAAAGCUGGGGAUUUACUGAAAUGGGUGUCAGACAUCAGCAAGACCCUCAGCAAGGGAGAAGGAGAAAAGGCUGAAAAGGCAGACUUGCCUAAGCAGCAGAUUUCCGCUGAUGAAAUAGUAACCAAGAGAGAACAAAUAUCUGAGGCUUUGCAGACUACACAGUCAUUUUUGGCUAAACAUAGUGACAAAAUGACGAUUGGAGAGAGAAAUGAAAUGGAAAGACAAGUGAAGUCCCUUCAAGAAGGUUAUAACCUCUUAUCUAAUGAAGCUUUGAAACAACUGCAGGGGGCACAAAAUGUAGGUGAUGAAAAGAUGGAGGAAAAGGUGGAUAAAGUUAUUGCUGGUAUCAUUGAUCAAACAACUGGAGAAGUCCUUUCAGUCUUUCAGUCUGUUUUAAAAGGUCUAAUUGACUCUGAAACUGGCAUUAGAUUGCUUGAGAAUCAGCUGAUUUUAUCUGGGCUAAUUUCACCAGAAUUAGGAAUAUGUUUUGAUCUCGAAGAAGCAAAAGUCCAUGAACUUAUUGAUGAACAAACUCUACUGCAACUACAGGAAUUAAAUAAUGCUAAGAAAAUUAUUUCAGAGUCAUCAUUCACAAAUCUUCCAGCUGUAGCUGCUUUAGAAGAAGGUAUUAUUCCAGAGACUCUUGCCAUUAAAAUUCUUGAGAUUCAGCUUUCCAGAGGAUAUCUAGUUAUGCCAGCUACAGGGGAGCAACUCACUUUGCACAAAGCUUUCCACAGGAACCUGGUUUCUGCAUCUUUAUUUUCAAAGCUUUUGGAAAAGCAAGACACAUGCAAAGAUCUCAUAGACCCCAACACUGCAGAAAAGGUUUCCCUGGAGGAGAUGGUUCAAAGAAGCGUAAUAAGUGAAGAAACAGGGUUAAGACUUCUACCUGUAAGACCGCAAGAAAGAGGUAGAAUAACUCUAAAAUGUGGAAGGCAGAUAAGUAUUUUGAGAGCAGCCCAUGAAGGUCUCAUAGACCGUGAAACCAUGUUCAGGUUGCUGGGAGCUCAACUACUGUCUGGAGGUAUAAUCGAACCUGACUCAGGGCGUAGAAUGACUGUGGAAGAAGCCAUGAGACAAGAGUUGAUUGAUCAGGACACUGCAUGUGGUAUUCUGACUCAUCAGAUUCAGACUGGUGGGAUAUUAUGCUCAAAUUCAUCUAAACGCUUAACUGUAGAUGAAGCCAUACAAUGCAGUUUAAUCUCAUCUAGCAGUGCACUCUUGGUACUAGAAGCACAGAGAGGCUUCAUUGGCCUCAUUUGGCCUCAUUCUGGUGAAAUAUUCCCCAUAUCUACUUCUUUACAUCAAGGGAUGAUAACAAAUGAACUGGCAGGCAAAAUACUAAAUAGCAGGCAGAAAAUAGCUGCAAUUUAUAUUCCUGAAACCUGUGAGGUACUCAGUCUAGAUAAUGCCGCACAGUUAGGGGUAAUAGAUGGUAAUACUGUAUCUGUUUUGAACAAUGUAGUUUUACCUGAUAAAAUGCCUAACAUGGAGGAUUUAGAGUCCUCUUGUAAAAAUGCUGCAAGAUGGUUAUCAUCUUAUGAAUUCCAGCCAUUUGCAUUUCAUGACCAUAGAGAGGAACAAGAAGUUUCAGGUACAGAAGAGCCAAUGCCUCAUAGUGUAGAGCAAACUAAAAAAUUAUUCAUGUCUUAUCUGAUGAUAAAUAGUUAUAUGGAUGCAAACACAGGGCAAAGACUUUUGUUAUAUGAUGGAGACCUGGAUGAAGCUGUCAGCAUGUUGUUGGAAGAUGAUGAUUCUGCGUCCAGUGCUGAUGUGACAGAAGGAGGAUUUAGUAACACAUAUGUAAACUCAAAAAGAACUGAUCUGAAACAACCUGACAAUGUCAUGUUUAAUAAUAUCACAAGCAAUGUCCUGCAUGAGUAUACAGGUAUACAGAAUACUUUUACUGACAGCAACUUAAAACAGCCUGAAGAAGAUAUUCAGAAUGAUAAAUGUUCAGAGAGAAAUGAUUUUCACAGUAGAGCAAAUGUCUUUAAUGCUAAUGGUUUUGAACAAUCAGAAUGUACAUUUAAUUCUUUGUUGUCUAAACCUGAAGCAGAAACUGGAAAUAUAGUGGGUAGCGCUCAAAACCCUGAGAAAGAGAAUGCAUUCAAAAGUUUUCAAGAAUAUCCUGAACAAACACAGAUGGAAUGGUGUGAGCAUAUGUAUCAGCAAGCAAACUCUGGAAAUGCAGAAAGGCAUCUUCCAAAAUAUUCACAAGGAAAUCUUAUUUCAAGAAUAGAUCAAGACAAACCCAGCAUGCCUGAUGGAAGAGAGAUCCUGGGUAGGGAAAGCAGGACUUUUAAAACUUCAGAAAAUUCCUUGGGUAUAGAGGAUUUAUCAGUUAAUAGUGAAGUCAGUGCUGUUCAAGAAAACAAUGCAAAGUGUGGUCCUCACAUUUUGCACUCUGAUGAUAAGAGUAUGUUAACUGAUAAAGAUAUGAAAAAAUGUGAUUUUCACAGAAGUCACAAUUCAUUCAGCCACACAGAUAUUGAAAACAGACUUCUAGGAGAACUUUCUGGUAAAGAAUUAGUGAGUCAAAUUGUUUAUAAUGAGCAUAAGCGUGGCAUGCUACAGUCUAAAGAGAAUGAGUAUGGCAGGCCAUCCCUUGAGGACUGUACCAAUAUGCCUGAUGGACUACUCCUGGAAGACAAUAAUGAUGUGCAUUACAGCCUUCUGUUGAAAAACAGUACUGAUACAUGUGGCAGGUCACCUCUGGGAGAGAGUAUUGGCAUGCAGGGCAGGGCUCUGUUGGAAGACACUACUCAUACACCUGAGGGGGCAUUGCUGGGAGACAGUACCAGCAUGCAUGGCAGGUCACUUCCGGGAAACAUUAUCAGUCUGCAUGGUGGGUUAUUCCUAGGGGACAGCAAUGCUAUAUAUGGCAGGUUAUUACUGGGAGAUAAUAGUAAUAUACCUGGUGAUCUGCUGCUGGGAGAGAGUGAUGGCACCCCACAGUGUGAAAAUAACUCUUUGCAGCAGGUUGAUGAUGAAGAUGAUGAUGCCUAUGACACUCCUCAGGUUGAUGAUGAAGAUGAUGAUGCCUAUGACACUCCUGAGGUUGAUGAUGAAGAUGGUGAUGCCUAUGACACUCCUCAGGUUGAUGAUGAUGAUGAUGAUGAUGCAUACAACACUCCUCAGGUUGAUGGGUAUGAUUCCUAUGACUCCCCUCAGAUUGAUGAUGAUUAUAGUACCUCUCAGCUUGAAGAUGAUGAUACUCCAGAGCCUGACAACACACCCUUAGGUGUCCAAGAAGAAAGAGAUGGGCUAGUAAAUGUGAGGGAAGAACCAAACACUUUUCAAGAUGUGAGUAAUACUGGAGAUAGUGUCCUGAGCAUUAGUGAAGUAAGUCAGACAGAUUCCUUUGAGAUGAUACAUAUGGCCUCAGGAAGUGCUGGAAUGUUAGAAGCCAUCUCUGAAGAGGAGACAGAAAACGCAGGGAGGGUGGAAGAGAAGGAGCAGACACUACCAGUCAUGAGAGAGAGUGAAGAAAGUGAGGAGAACGGCUUUAGUCCCUUAUUGAGGCUGCAUGAAGCUGAAGUGCAAGGAGACCGAUAUGAGGAAUGUGAAAUGCAAGCAAAAAGUGACUCUAAUGAGGAUGAGCAUGAAGAAAUGCAGGAGGAGGAGGAAGAAACUUAUGGUUAUAUGGAUUAUGAUAGUGAUAGUUAUGAUGGAACUGAUGAUGAUGAUGAAGAAGAAGAAGAAGAAGAAAUAAUGGAUAUUUAUUACUCACGGUUUAUGAAUAAAAACAUUGGUAUCCAGCUUUUUUCUCCUUCCAAAGAAAUGGAAGAUAGUGAUGAAUGUAGUCAGAAUAUUGAUGCCUUGGAUGGUUAUCUUCCUUUAAAGCACAUGGCAGUUGAUAAUAUUUUGCAGUUAGAUUCCAGCAGUCAAAAAAGUAAUCUAUGCUCUGAUAAAUCCAAUUUAAAAAAACAUAAAAAUGUAUCUGAUGUUUCUGAAGAAGGAAGUCUUGAUCUUACAGAUAAAACCAAAGAGGAAAGACAGCAAGAAAUUGAAAGUCCUGAGGAUUUGGUAGAAAGCAAACAUAUGUUUGAAGUUAUCACUGAAAAUAUCCAACCUGAAAGCAUCAUUGGCACUGAAUGGCUGUUAUCUAACAGUGAAGGAAGUCACCUCACACAGCAUACGACUCUAAUGCCUGAUCUUGGCAUGAAUGAUACCAUGGCAAUAGACCCUGCAGUCAUUCAGGAGGGAUCUGCGUGUGCAUCCCCAUCUGCUAUUGCUAAGCAAACUGGUGCUGCAAACAUUCACAUUCAAAUAGACUUUCUUCCUUCAGAAGAUCUGUUACCAGUUCAUAUCAUAACGAAAAAUGAGAACAAUAUAUCUAUGCCAUGUUCAAAUUAUGAGCAAAGACAGAGCACAGAGGAAGACAUACUCGUGAAGCACAUGUCAAAUAAUGUGACAGGCAUAGAACUGCUUGAGGUAAAUUCAUCCCAAAUGGAUAAUAAAGUAGUCAGACAUGUGCCUUAUGUGAAUGACAGUGAUAGUCUAGGUUCUUUCACUGACUUAGUACACCCAGUCACAAAUAAAGAACUUGGUCAAAUAGAAAUAGGUAUUGACAUUCCUAAACAAAAUAUAAACAUGGUGACUGUUAUAAAGGAAAGUCAUAUCCAGGAAUUGAGUAAAAGUCCCAUUCAUAUGGAAAGCCUUGGAGAAAUAUUUGAUGGAUCUAUUAAAACAGGUUGUGAAAUUGCUGUUUCAAAUGAAGAAAAAGUAAGUGUUGGACAAGCUUCAAGUGAUGCUAAAUCAAGACAUUACAAUGACUUUGAUACGGUGAAAUCAGAUGAAUUUAUGGAAGAGUUUGACCUUUCUGCUUAUUUAAAACAAUGUGCAAAAGGCCUAAAAGCAACAGAUAUUUCAGAACUGAAUAAGGCUGAUUCUUGUUACCUUAAGGAAGGUGAAACUGACGAAAAUUGUACACAGAAUGAAAAAGAGUUAGUGAAACCUGACUAUAUUAUUGAUAAGGGAGCACGGCAUCCAACCGAAUUAAACUCUAAUGCUCAAUCCUCUCCCCAGACAGUUACAGUAAAAUCAAAGGGAAUUAAUGUUACCAAAGAUAAUGAGGCUAUCAUCUCUCAAGAAACUGAUAAAGUUCUUACAGACAUUUCAGAAAAUGAUGUGAUAGUUAGUCAUGAAUUUGCCUUUAAGAAAGCUGACACAGAAGGAAGUACUGAGAAUGUCCAGGAGUCAGAGGAUAGUGCUGAAACCAGACAUUCUGGGAACCAUAGAGGUGCAGCAAGCUUUUCUUGUAGACCUUUGGAUAACAUAGGUGAUAGCUUGGAUAAUAUUGUGCAGAAGAAAUGUGAAACACUGGUUUGUUAUAAUGGAGUAAAAAACAUUAUGGAACAGAAUACUUUAGCCAACACGACUGAUGUAAUUGAAAAUGGUGUCAGGAAAGAAAAGCCUGUAGAAUCAUUUCACAAAGAAGUGAUGAUCUCCAAAGACUUGCAAGUAGAGGAGGGUAUGUCACAUUCUCCCGAAGUAUCUGACACACUAAUUAAAGAUUUAAAGAAUAUUUUAAAAACGAAAUUAAAAGAUGGCCAUGUUUUCUGCAAGCAGGAAGGUGAACCUUUAAAUUACUCUGACACAAAAUUUUUAAUGCAAAAUUUACUUAAAAUGAUUAGUUGCACACACUUGGAGAAUAAGACUUCCAGUGAGUCAAAUAUCAAGCAAACACGUGAUGACAUUAGCGCUACAGUAAUGGCUACCCCAUCCUGCAUAGAUCAAAAGGACUGUGAUAAUUUUCAGUUAUCUUGGCUUGAUAACAGGAGUCCUGACCUCCUCCUUGAUAUAUUGAAGCAAAACAACUGCAAUCAAAAGACUGAUGAUAAUGCAUAUGAAACAAGAAGUGAAGAAGCCCAGAAUGAAAGAGACCAAGAGAUAAAAGCCACAGCUCCUAAACUUAUUACUUCUCAGCUUGAACAAAUCUUCCAAAUCCCACCUGGAGAUGAAAGUUCAUACAGUUUUGAGGAAUUGAUGAGUGAUUUGGCAAAAGACUUGUUUACCAUCUCACAGACUGCUGAUAUCGCCACAGAUGAUGAGUGUGUAAGCAAAGCAGAGGAGCUGGGUACUCUUUGCUCAACAGAACUAAGAGAAUUUGGAUCAGAAACUCUCAGAGAGAAUUCAUUGGUUCAUAACACAGGUAUUAUUUUGGAAAAUAACCAGCAGCCUGAGAAGUCAGACAGUCCAUCCAAAAGCUUUUCUGAGGAUGUUCUGCAAAUGAAAGAAGCUGCCACAGGAGACAAUGCAGUAGGCAUGAUGUUCAGUGGAGUACAGCAGUGUUUAAAGUAUACAGAGAAACUGCGAGGACAUUUGACAAUGGUUCAAGAUAUGAAAUUCCACUUAGAUAAUCAGCAGCCUAUUAGUAACAACUUGGAAAUGCUAAAAACCCAACUUGAACAAUUAGAGUCAUUUGAAUCAGGACUGGCUACCUUUGCUGCUGUUCUAAAAAAAGAUAUGAAGUUGACAGAAGAGUUUUUAAGGUCUCGGCACAAAGAUGGUCCCAAAGAACAACUUAAAGAGCUAAAAAUAACAUUUGAAUAUUUACAGAAGGCCUUUUUUGUAGUCUGUGAUAUGUCUUCAAAGCGUGCAAAACAAAUAGUCUUUGCUGUUGACUCUGAAAUGUCUAAGCUUUCAAUAUUGCAUCAGGAACUUCUAAGCAGACUUCAGAAGUUUUCAGACCAGAUCACAGAAAACAGUAAAACUGUGAACAACCUGACAGUGAAAACUAGUGAUAUAGAAAAUGUGAAGCAAAGCUUACAACUGCUCAAGAACAAUUCAAAAGAGCUUGGCUGUAUGAAGAUACAACUGGACUCCAUAGCAUUUGAUGUUCAGUUCUUCAUUUCUGAACAUGCCCAGGAUCUUUCUCCUAAUCAGAGCAAACAGCUGUUGAGGCUCUUAAAUAGUACUCAGAAGUGUUUUCAGGAAGUACAGGAAACAAUCACAUCUCAGAUGGAAAGUUUAGAGGGACUGUUACAGACAGCACAAGAUCUUGGUGAUCAGAAGGAUGUGGCUGAGCAGCAGCAGGAAUGCAAGGAGAAACUACAGGAAAUAUGUGAUCUCUUUACGCAAACAGAAAAUCGACUCAUUGGUCACCAAGAAGCUCUUGUUAUCGGAGACAGCAAGGCUGAGUUAAAGCAAUACCAAACCAAACAAGAGGAGUUACAGAAACAUAUGCUGGCAAGUGCACAGGCACUGGCAGAGAUUGUGAAAAACACUGAGAUGUUCUUGAAAGAGAAUGGAGGAAAGCUGUCACAAGAAGACAAGACUAUUCUUGAACAGAAACUUAACGAAGCUAAGACAAAAUGUUUGCUGCUUAGCCAGAAGGCAGAAGAGUCCAAAAAAGUGCUGGAUAAAGCUGUGACUUCAGCUAUUAAGCAGGAAACAGAAAAGGUUGCCGCCAUAGAACAACUGGAAGAGAGUAAAAAUACAAUUGAAAAUCUCUUGGAUUGGCUGUCGAAUGUGGAUAAGGCAGCAGAGCAAGGGGAUGAGAAAUGGACGCUGGCAAUAGAACAGAAUGGAACUCAUUUUAAAGAAGGGGGUCUAAAGGCUUUGGAGGGAGAAGAAGAUGAAGUCAAUGGUAACCUGUUGGAACUUCAGCAACAGUCUGAAACCCAUGUAGAUGGCAGAGUAAAACUCACAGACAGUAACCUGAACCAGCAGUGUCAGAAAGUCAAGGCUCAACAUGAGAAAAUUAUUUCUCAGCAACAGGCUGUUAUAAUAGCAACUCAGUCUGCCCAAGCGCUACUUGAGAAACAAGGCCACUACCUUUCCCCUGAAGAAAAAGAGAAGAUGCAAAGGAACAUGAAGGAACUGAAAGUCCAGUAUGAAACUGCUUUAGCUGAAUUGGAAUGGAAAAUGAAGUUAACGCACUCUCUGCAGGAAGAACUUGAGAAAUUUGAUACAGACUACAGUGAGUUUGAAAGCUGGCUGCAGCAGUCAGAACAGGAACUUGAAAACCUGGAGGCUGGUGCUGCUGACUUCACUGGUAUCAUGACCAAGCUCAAAAGGCAAAAGAGUUUUUCAGAAGAUGUUAUUUCUCACAAAGGUGACUUACGGUACAUUACAAUUUCUGGACAGAGGGUGUUAGAUGCUGCUAAAUCUUGGAGUAAAAAAGAUGGUGUCAAGGUUGACAAAGAUGGUAUUGAUACUUCAGCUACUUACAUGGAGGUGCAAAGUAAACUGGAUAAUGCUUCAGAUCGUUUCAAAUCUCUUUAUACUAAGUGUGGUAUCCUUGGAAAUAACCUCAAAGACCUGGUAGAUAAAUACCAGCAUUAUGAAGAAGCCUCAUCUGGGCUUUUGUCAGGUCUCCAGACCUCUGAAGUUGCUGUGAACAAACAGCUGUCUGAGCCAAUUGCAGUGGAUCCUAAGAACCUCCAAAGGCAACUAGAAGAAACCAAGGUUCUCCAGGGGCAAGUGUCUAAUCACCAGGUUGCUGUAGAGAAACUGAAAAAAGCUGCUGAAGUGCUUUUGGAUACCAGGGGAACUUUACUACCAGACAAAGAUGAAAUCCAGAAAACACUGGAUGACAUUGUUGGCAGAUAUGACAGUUUAUCCAAGUCUGUGAACGAACGGAAUGAGAAGCUCCAGAUAACAUUGACUCGUUCCCUCAGCGUGCAAGAUGGUUUGGAUGAAAUGCUUGACUGGAUGGGAGGUAUUGAAAAGAGCCUUGAAGAACAAGGUCAAAUGCCUUUGAAUUCUGCUGCUAUUCAGGAUAUCAUUAGUAAAAAUAUUAUGCUAGAGCAAGAUAUUGCAGGUCGCCAAAGCAGUAUAAAUGCUAUGAAUGAAAAAGUGAACAAAUUCAUAGAAACAACAGAUCCAUCCACUGCCUCCUGUCUGCAAGCUAGAAUGAAUGAGCUCUCUGUACGGUUUGCUGAAGCAAGUACCAGACACAGAGGGAAACUUGCAAAGAUGGAGGAAUUAAAGACCAAAGUGGAGUUGUUUGAAAGCCUGUCAGAAAAACUUCAGUCAUUUUUAGACAAGAAAACUCAGGCUCUCAAUGAGACUGAUGCUCCAGGAAAGGAUGUUACUGAAGUGUCUCAAUAUAUGCAGGAAACUAGUACAGCAUUGAUAGAUCAUAAAAAAGAUCUUGAAGUUUUGCAUCAGCUUCUUGAAGAGCUUUCUGUCCAUGGUCUCCCUGGGGACAAAGCACUGGUUUUAGAAAAGUUAAAUGGCUUGACAAAGAAGUUCAAGGAAGUGGAAGAGACUGUGAAGGAAAAAGAAGAGGAUGUAUCAUCUUGUCAGGAACAAAUGGAUACUUUCAAGCUCCUUGUAGAAUCUUUAAAGAAAUGGAUGAACGAGACAACAGAUAGGAUUCCAGCUGUGCAACCCUCUUUAAGUACAGAGGAUUUAAAGAAAUCAUUGGAAGAUAUUAGGAAAUUAGAAGAGGAAUGGACUUUAAAAGCACCUGAAAUUCAGAAAAUGAAGAGCAGAGGAACGUCAUUAUGUAACCUAAUCAGUGCUGUGACUUCCCCUGCCAAAUGCAGGGCAGCUUCAAAAGCAGGUGGAAUAGUAUUAAAUGGUGAAGGAGCAACUUCAGGUACUCAAGGUUUCCUGACAAAUAAAGAACUGACAGCUGUUCAACAGGCUAUGUCAGAUGUAAAUCACAGUUACGAAGAUUUGGGAGCUUUACUGAAGGAAAAGAUUUCAGAACUGGAAAGCAUGCUUUCAAAGAUGCAAAAUGUUCAAGAUGAAUCAAACUCAGUAAUGCAGUGGCUGCAAAAAAUGGAUAAGGCUGCCGCAAGCUGGGAAGUAGCUCCUACUGAUAGUGAAGCUGUUAGAGCACAAGUAGAACAACAUAAGCUAUUUGAAACAGAAUUGAAGCAAAGUGAAAAUAAAGUACAGGAGCUGAAGGACAAAGUGACAGAGCUGUUGGAGAAGAAUCCAAAUUCUCCUGAGGCAUCCAAAUGGAAACAGAUGUUGGAUAAAAUAGAUUCCAAAUGGAAAGAACUUAAUCAGGUUACAGCUGACAGACGACAAAAUCUUGAAGAGUCCUCAAAUUACCUGACCCAGUUCCAGACAACAGAAGCUCAGUUAAAGCAGUGGCUUAUAGAGAAAGAGCUCAUGGUCAGUGUGCUUGGACCACUGUCAAUUGACCCAAAUAUGCUGAAUACACAGAAGCAGCAGGUCCAGAUUCUGCUUAAGGAAUUUGAUACCAGAAAGCCUCAGUAUGAACAGUUAACCACAGCUGGUCAGGGGAUACUGAAGAGACCAGGAGAACAUCCUCCCUCUCAUGAAGUUGUGAAAAAGCAACUGGCAGCUGUGGCACAAAAAUGGGAUGGUCUAACAGGACAACUGAGUGACAGAUGUGGUCAAAUUGACCAAGCCAUUGUCAAAAGCAGAGAGUAUCAGAGCCUUCUGAGAAGCCUGUCUGAUAAGCUAUGUGCCUUGGAUAAUAAACUGUGCAGCACCCUGGCUGUGCGCACACACCCUGAUGCUAUGAAACAGCAGUUGGAAAUGGCUCGAGAAAUGAAACAGGAAAUAGAACAGGAAAUGAAAAAUAUAAAAGUGGCUCAGGCCCUUUGUGAGGAGCUGUCAGCACUGGUGGGAGAAGAGUACUUGAAAGCUGAACUUAUUAGGCAAUUGGAAGGCAUCGUAAAACCAUUUACGGAUAUUGAGCAGAAAGCGGCUAAUCACAUCCAGCAACUUCAAUCAGCAUAUGCUACUUCUCAUCAGUUCCAGCAAAUGUCUAAGGACUUUCAGACCUGGCUGGACAAAAAGAAAGAAGAACUGAACCAGGCUCACCCUGUAUCGGCCAAGCUUGAGUCCCUGCAGUCGUUAAUUGAAGAGCAGAAAGGUUUUAAGCAGACCUUGUCUGACCAGAUUAGUUCCUAUGAAAAAAUUGUUGCAGAAGGUGAAAGGCUCCUACAGAAGACUCAAGGAGCUGACAAGACAGAGUUGCAGUCUCAGCUUGGCAUGCUCAAAAGUAACUGGGAUGAAAUGAAUAAGCAAAUAAGAGAAAGGCAAGAUAAGUUAAGUACUUGUCUGGAGAAAGCCCUCAAGUACAAAGAACAUGUAGAAAACCUGCAACUCUGGAUAAAGAAGUGCCGAAAUAACCUGUCUGAGGUAAAGAUUGUCAUAGAUCCUGUUGAAAUAGAGAAUUCUAUUGCUCAGGUGAAGGCCUGGCAAAAGGACUUGGACAAACACCAUAGCAUGGUGGAAUUAUUAAAUAAUGCAGCCGACAGUUUGCUCAAUGCCAGUGAAACAGAUAAAGAAAGCAUUACAGAAGAGAAAGUGGCAUUGAACCAGAAAGUGGAUAUGGUCACAGAGCAAUUACAUAGUAAGAGGGAGUCCUUGGAAAACAUGGCACAAAAGUUAAAAGAGUUUCAGGAAUCAUCCAGAGAAACCCAAAGGCAACUUAAAGGUGCCAAAGAGCAGCUAGAAGCUCAUGAUGCUCUUGGAGCCCAGGCUUGUAGUAACAAACACUUGACAAUGUUGCAGAGCCAGCAGAAAACACUUCAGACUUUAAAGCCUCAUGUGAACUUGGCCAAAAAACUUGCCCAAGAACUGGUUGUAGAAGCUUCCAGUUCAGAAGGUGUUUCUGUCUUCUUGUUGCAAGCUGAGUCUUUAGAGCAAGAAUACAGUACAGUCAGCCAGCAGGUUGAAGACAAGUGUUCAUUCUUAGAGACCAAACUUCAGGGAAUUGGCCAUUUCCAAAACAACAUCAGAGAGAUGUUUUCUCAGUUUGCAGAGUUUGAUGAUGAGCUCGAUAGCAUGGCUCCAGCAGGAAGAGAUCUGGACACUCUGCGGUCACAAAGAGAGGAUAUCAACAAUUUCCUCAAAAAGCUGGAAGAUCUUAUAACAAGUAAUGAAAAUGCCAAUAAAACCUGUAAAAUGAUGUUAGCCACUGAAGCGUCUCCUGAUCUUGUUGGUAUAAAAAGGGACUUAGAGGCUUUAAGUAAACAAUGCAAUAAGUUACUGGACAGAGCAAAAGCCAGAGAGGAACAAGUGGAAGGAGUUAUUAGUCGUAUUGAAGAGUUUUAUAGUAAGUUAAAAGAAUUUUCCAGUCUGCUUGGGGGAGCUGAAGAACAUGAAGAAUCUCAAGGUCCUGUUGGAAUGGAAACAGACAUUAUUAAUCAACAGCUGAAUAUAUUCAAGGUAUUCCAGAAAGAAGAGAUUGAACCACUGCAAGUUAAACAACAGGAGGUAAAUUGGUUAGGCCAAGGCCUUAUUCAAAGUGCUGCUAAAAACGCUAGCACCGAGAACCUUGAGCAUGACCUUGAAGAUGUUAACACCCGAUGGAAGACUCUCAAUAAGAAGGUUGCUCAACGAGCUGCUCAGCUGCAAGAAGCUCUUCUCCACUGUGGAAGGUUCCAGGAUGCCCUUGAAUCUCUGCUUAGCUGGCUCAUUGAUACAGAAGAUCUAGUAGCCAAUCAGAAGCCCCCAUCUGCUGAGUUCAAAGUUGUGAAGGCCCAGAUACAGGAACAGAAACUUCUCCAAAGGUUACUGGAUGACCGCAGACCUACCGUUGAGGUAAGCAAGCGCGAAGGGGAGAAAAUUGCAGAGUCAGCAGAACCUGCUGAUAAAGUGAAGAUCUUGAAGCAGUUGAGUCUCCUGGAUAGUAGAUGGGAUGCAUUGCUCAGUAAAGCUGAAACAAGGAAUCGUCAGUUGGAAGGUAUCUUAGUGGUAGCACAGCAAUUCCAUGAAACUUUAGAACCCCUGGUUGAGUGGCUGACCACCACUGAGAAAAGGCUUGCAAAUUCUGAACCCAUUGGAACACAAACUUCUAAACUGCAGCAGCAGAUUGCUCAGCAUAAAGCAUUAGAAGAUGACAUCCUUACUCGCAAUAAAAGUUUACAUAUGGCUAUUAGCAUUGGUCAGUCUCUUAAGACUAUGAGCUCCAGAGAGGAUAAAGAUAUGGUGCAGGAAAAGCUAGAUUCUUCCCAAGCCCGAUAUAUUGAGAUUCAAGAGAAGAGUAACAGCUGGUCUGAGCUGCUCCAGCAAGCCUAUUGCAAUGCUCAGAUUUUCGGGGAAGAUGAAGUUGAAGUGAUGAACUGGCUGAAUGAAGUACAUGACAAACUGAGCAAAUUGUCAGUCCAAGAUUACAGGACAGAUUCACUCAUGAAACAACACGCUGACCUGCUGGUGCUUCAGGAAGAGAUUCUACUCAGAAAACAAAAUGUUGAUCAGGCUAUACAAAAUGGCUUAGAGCUUCUCAAGCAAACAACAGGUGAUGAAGUUGUAAUAAUUCAAGAUAAAUUGGAAGGCAUUAAAGCAAGGUACAAAGAUAUUACUAAAUUGAGUUCUGAUGUAUCCAAGACUUUAGAGCAAUCUCUGCAGCUUGCAGGUCAACUGCAGUCCACUCAUGAGGAACUCUGCAUAUGGCUUGACAAAGUGGAAGUGGAAUUGCUUUCAUAUGAUGCUCAGAUCCCCAAGGGAGAAGAAUUAAGCGCAGUACAAGAAAGACAAAAAGAGUUGAAAAAAGAAGCAAAGAACAACAAAGGCUUAUUGGACACCCUCAAUGAAGUCAGCAGUGCCUUGCUGGAACUGGUGCCAUGGAGGGCAAGAGAGGGGUUAGACAAAAUAGUGACUGAGGACAAUGAGCGGUACAGAUUAGUGAGCGACACGCUAACUCAGAAGGUGGAGGAGAUUGAUGCUGCCAUUCUAAGAUCACAGAAGUUUGAUCAAACAGCUGAUGCAGAAUUAGCCUGGCUUGCAGAAACUGAAAAAAAAUUGAUGUCUCUGGGUGAUAUUAGGCUUGAGCAAGACCAGACCGCUGCUCAGCUACAAGUUCAAAAGGCAUUUACCAUGGAGAUUUUGAGGCACAAGGAUGCUAUAGAUGAACUGGUUGAAACUGGGGAUGAGAUUAUGAACACAUGCACUGAAGAGGAGAAACAGUCCAUGAAGAGAAAACUGGAAAGCCUCUUACAGAAAUGUGAUACGGUCUGUCAAAUGAACGCUGAGAGGAACCUCCAACUGGAACGUGCUCAAUCCCUGGUUAACCAGUUCUGGGAGACUUACGAAGAGCUUUGGCCGUGGUUAAGCGAAAUAGAAAUGGUCAUCUCGCAGCUUCCUGCUCCAGCUCUUGAAUAUGAAACUUUAAAGCAACAGCAAGAAGAGCAUCGGCAACUGCGUGAGCUGAUUGCUGAACACAAGCCUCAUAUAGAUAAGAUGAACAAAACUGGCCCUCAGUUGUUGGAGUUGAGCCCAGGAGAAGGUUUUUGUAUCCAAGAGAAAUAUGUGGCGGCUGACACCCUUUACAGUCAAAUUAAAGAAGAUGUCAAAAAGCGAGCACUAGCACUGGAUGAAGCCAUUUCUCAGUCUACUCAGUUUCAUGACAAGAUAGAUCCAACCCUCGAGAGUCUGGAGCGCAUAGUUGAACGUCUGAGGCAGCCACCUUCAAUCUCAGCUGAGGUUGAGAAGAUUAAAGAGCAGAUCAGUGAAAAUAAGAAUGUGUCAGUAGAUCUGGAAAAACUUCAGCCUGUAUACGAGACACUCAAACAGCGUGGGGAGGAAAUGAUAGCUCGCUCAGAGGGAGCUGAUAAGGAUAUAUCUGCUAAAGCUGUUCAGGAUAAAAUUAAACAAAUGAUCUUCAUCUGGGAAGACAUCCAGGCCUUGACCGAGGAAAGGGAGGCCAAAUUGCUGGAUGUGAUGGAGCUGGCUGAAAAGUUCUGGUGUGAUCACAUGGCUCUUGUAGCCACUAUAAAAGAUACUCAGGAUUUCAUCCGAGAACUGGAGGGACCUGGAGUUGACCCCUCUGUAGUCAAACAACAGCAAGAGGCUGCAGAGGCUAUCCGAGAAGAAGUUGAUGGACUGCAGGAAGAACUCGAUAUGGUGGUAAACUUAGGUUCUGAACUUAUAGCUGCUUGUGGAGAACCUGACAAGCCUAUUGUCAAUAAGAGCAUAGAUGAGCUGAAUUCAGCUUGGGAUACUCUAAACAAAGCAUGGAAAGAGCGGAUAGACAAACUUGAUGAAGCCAUGCAAGCUGCUGUUCAGUACCAAGAUGGACUGCAGGCAAUAUUUGACUGGGUAGAUAUUGCUGGCAGUAAAUUAGCUUCAAUGUCACCAGUUGGAACAGAUCUAGAAACAGUGAAGCAGCAAACUGCAGAACUGAAGCAAUUUAAAACGGAGGCUUAUCAGCAGCAAAUAGAAAUGGAAAGGUUAAAUCAUCAAGCGGAACUGUUGUUGAAGAAGGUUACAGAAGAAAGUGACAAGCACGCUGUUCAAGAACCCCUUUCAGAGCUCAAACUGAUGUGGGUCAAUCUAGAGGAGAAAAUUAUUAACAGACAGCACAAGUUGGAGGGUGCUUUGUUAGCUUUGGGGCAAUUCCAACAUGCCCUGGAUGAAUUACUGACAUGGCUGACGCACACAGAAGACCUGCUGAAUGAACAGAAACCUGUGGGUGGGGACCCCAAGGCUAUUGAAAUUGAACUUGCCAAACAUCAUGUGCUACAAAAUGAUGUGUUAGCUCAUCAGUCCACUGUGGAAACAGUUAAGAAAGCAGGAAAUGACUUGAUUGAAUCAAGUGCUGUUGAAGAAGCAAGCAAUCUACAGAGCAAGUUGGAACUUUUAAAUCAGCGCUGGCAAAAUGUGUUGAAAAAAACAGAACAAAGGAAACAGCAGCUGGACAGUGCCUUGAUCCAGGCUCAAGGUUUCCAUGGUGAAGUUGAAGAUAUGCAGCAAUGGCUGACAGACACCGAACGUCAGCUUUUGGCAUCAAAACCUGUUGGAGGUUUACCAGAAACUGCAAGAGAGCAACUUAAUACCCACAUGGAACUCUGUGCUGCCUUCGAAGCCAAAGAAGAGACGUACAAGUGUCUGAUGCAGAAAGGCCAGCAGAUGCUUGCAAGAUGCCCAGGGUCUGCUGAGACAAAUGUUGAGCAAGAUAUAAAUAACUUAAAAGUAAAAUGGGACUCAGUACAAACAAAACUCAGCGAAAGAAAGGCCAAACUGGAAGAAGCCCUGAAUUUGGCUAUGGAGUUCCACAACUCACUUCAAGACUUCAUCAACUGGCUUACCCAGGCAGAGCAGACUUUGAAUGUGGCUUCUCGGCCAAGUCUCAUCUUGGACACUGUCUUGUUUCAAAUUGAUGAACACAAGGUCUUUGCUACGGAAGUGAAUUCUCACCGAGACCAGAUCAUAGAGCUGGAUAAAACUGGAACCCAUCUGAAAUAUUUCAGCCAGAAACAGGAUGUUGUCCUUAUUAAGAAUCUGCUGAUUAGUGUACAGAGUAGAUGGGAAAAAGUGGUUCAGCGCUUAGUGGAAAGAGGAAGAGCUUUGGAUGAUGCAAGGAAACGAACGAAACAGUUCCAUGAAGCCUGGAACAAACUUAUGGCAUGGUUGGAAGAGUCAGAGAAGUCAUUGGAUUCAGAGCUCGAAAUUGCAAAUGAUCCAGACAAAAUAAAGCUGCAGCUUACACAGCAUAAGGAGUUCCAGAAAUCUCUUGGAGCCAAGCAUUCUGUGUAUGACACCACAAACAGGACUGGACGCUCCCUCAAAGAGAAAACCUCUCUGGCAGAUGACAAUUUGAAACUGGACGAUAUGCUAAGCGAGCUCAGAGACAAAUGGGAUACAAUCUGUGGAAAAUCUGUGGAAAGACAAAACAAACUGGAGGAAGCCCUGUUAUUUUCAGGACAAUUUACUGAUGCUCUGCAGGCUCUCAUCGACUGGCUGUAUAAAAUUGAACCUCAGUUGGCAGAAGAUCAGCCAGUGCAUGGAGACAUCGAUUUGGUGAUGAACCUGAUUGAUAAUCACAAAGUCUUCCAGAAGGAGCUGGGGAAGAGGACAAGCAGUGUCCAGGCUCUGAAACGCUCUGCUCGGGAACUCAUAGAAGGCAGUCGUGAUGACUCCUCCUGGGUAAAGGUCCAAAUGCAGGAGCUAAGCACUCGCUGGGAGACGGUCUGCGCCCUGUCCGUAUCCAAGCAAACACGAUUGGAACAGGCCCUCCACCAGGCAGAGGAAUUUCACGCUGUUGUCCAUUGUCUUUUGGAGUGGCUGGCUGAGGCAGAGCAGGCCCUUCGUUUCCAUGGAAUCCUCCCAGAUGAUGAAGAGGCUCUACGAACACUAAUCGAUCAGCACAGGGAAUUCAUGAGGAAGCUGGAGGACAAAAAGGCAGAACUAAAUAAAGCAGCAGGUAUGGGAGAAGCCAUCCUGGCUAUUUGCCACCCAGACUCCAUCACUACCAUUAAGCACUGGAUAACAAUCAUCAGAGCCAGAUUUGAAGAGGUAUUAGCAUGGGCAAAGCAACAUCAGCAGAGACUGGCAGGAGCCCUGGCUGGACUUAUUGCUAAGCAGGAAUUGUUGGAAGCCUUAUUGUCCUGGUUGCAGUGGGCAGAGACUACUCUUAGUGAAAAAGAUAAAGAGGUCAUCCCCCAGGAGAUCGAGGAUGUUAAAGCACUCAUAGCCGAACAUCAGACGUUUAUGGAGGAAAUGACCAGAAAACAGCCUGAUGUGGAUAAAGUCACAAAGAUCUACAAAAGGAAGGCAGUUGAAUCCACUCCAAUACAGUCUCAUAUUCCUGUGCUAGAUAAAGGGAGAACAGGAAGAAAACGUUCCCCAACAGCAGGCAUGUAUCCAUCAGGAACACAGGCACAAAUUGAAACCAAGAAUCCAAGGAUAAACCUAUUAGUCAGCAAAUGGCAGCAAGUCUGGCUUCUAGCCUUGGAAAGAAGAAGAAAAUUAAAUGAUGCUUUGGAUAGACUAGAAGAGCUAAGGGAAUUUGCCAACUUUGAUUUUGAUAUUUGGAGGAAAAAGUAUAUGCGAUGGAUGAAUCAUAAGAAAUCUCGAGUAAUGGACUUCUUUAGGAGGAUUGAUAAAGAUCAGGAUGGAAAGAUAACAAGGCAGGAAUUUAUUGAUGGAAUUCUUUCUUCAAAAUUCCCUACCAGCCGGCUUGAAAUGAGUGCAGUGGCAGAUAUCUUUGAUAGAGAUGGUGAUGGGUACAUUGACUACUAUGAAUUUGUAGCAGCACUUCAUCCAAACAAGGAUGCAUACAAGCCUCUUACAGAUGCUGACAAAAUUGAAGAUGAGGUUACAAGGCAGGUAGCUAAAUGUAAAUGUGCAAAACGAUUCCAGGUGGAGCAGAUUGGAGAUAACAAGUACAGGUUCUUCCUGGGAAAUCAGUUUGGUGACUCUCAACAGCUGCGUCUGGUUCGCAUCUUGCGAAGUACAGUAAUGGUUCGUGUUGGAGGUGGCUGGAUGGCACUGGAUGAAUUCUUAGUAAAAAAUGAUCCUUGCAGGGUUCAUCAUCAUGGGAGUAAAAUGUUACGUUCGGAAUCAAACUCUUCAAUUACCACUCAGCCUACCAUAGCUAAAGGGAGGACAAACAUGGAGCUGCGUGAAAAGUUCAUUUUGGCAGAUGCUGCAAGUCAGAAUGUUGCUGCUUUCCGUCCAAGAGGUCGUAGAUCGCGACCUUCUUCAAGGGGCGCUUCUCCCAACAGAUCUGCUUCUAUAUCAAGUCAGGCUGGCCAGGGAGCUUCACCACAAGCAGUUGCUACAAGUACACCCAAGACACCCCAUCAUUUAACACGCAAUUAUGGUAAACCAUGGUUGACAAACCGCAAAACGUCAACUCCUUCUAAACCAUCAGAGUCCUCAGAAUAUCAAGGGUCAUCUUCAGAGGGAACACCAAUACAAGGGAGCAAACUUAGACUACCAGGAUAUCUGUCAGGGAAAGGUUUCCACUCUGGAGAAGACAACAGCCUAAUAUCAACAGCAGCUACCAGAGUUAGAGCGCAGUUUGCAGACACCAGAAGGACUCCAAGUAGACCUGGAAGCCGAGCAGGAAGCAAGGCUGGCAGUAGAUCAAGUAGCCGCCGAGGCAGUGAUGCAUCUGACUUUGACAUUUCAGAAAUCCAGUCUGUGUGUUCAGAUAUGUCAGAGACUGUUCACAAUGCAAGCAGACCACAGCCCCGAGCAGGUUCUCGGCCAGCAUCAGGCAAGCCUUCCAAAAUUCCAACUCCCCAAAGGAGGCCACCAGUCAGCAAAUUGGACAAGUCCUCCAAGAGAUAAUGUGAUCAGCUCCAUAAAGGUCUUUGCCUUGUGCAUUAAAUAUUUAAGUUUGUAAGAUGUAAAAUAUUAUGUAGAAAUUAUUGUGAAAUAUUGCAAGAGGUGGAUUUUUAAUUCUGCAGAUGGCCUUAUUUGUGUAUUUGUCUUUUUAUUUUGUGUGUAUAAUUUGUCAGAUUUUGUUUAUGCCAUAUCCUGUGUGAAAGGGAAAAGAGUUUUAAUGUAAACUAACAAUUGUACACAGUAAUGUGUAGAAAGUACACUAAAACAAUUCCCAAACGUGCAGUGUACUGAAUGUACAGUUAAGUCUCUGCAACCUCAGUCAAAUAGGCCUAUCACUCCAUCAUUAGUUAACAGGAAAGGAUACCUCAUGAUUUUUCUUUAAAAAAAAAUAAAAAUAAAAAGCCAAAAGACACAAUUACACAUUUUGAGCUAACUAACGAACACUAAAGGAUGUAUGUCAAACUCACUAAGGAAUAAACAACACAUUCACACUACAAUUAUUUAUGCAGCAUCUCUUGGAGAACUCACAGAAAGUUACUUACGCACUUGUCAGUCAUACAAUACUCCAAUAUCUUGCAGCAUUUCUGUGCCAUUGCUUUAAAUGAGGCCAGACACGCUCUGGGUAUUAGAACUACUAUACUGUAAGAAUUCAAUAUAAAGUGCAUUCAUGUAAAUGUGAGGUUUUCUUUUGCUUGAGUGGAUGAUAGCACUGUAUCAUUGAACUCAUUUUGUAUCAAAGCAAUUUUGCUUGCAGAAAGCUAUGAAAUAAAACAUGUCCCUUAAC